Molecule: messenger RNA, 3189 nt
Organism: Trachemys scripta elegans
Lineage: Eukaryota; Metazoa; Chordata; Testudines; Emydidae
Gene: KCNAB1
Product: potassium voltage-gated channel subfamily A member regulatory beta subunit 1
Exons: 15
Coding region: 806-2011 (401 amino acids)
Biological process (GO): negative regulation of delayed rectifier potassium channel activity; transmembrane transport; potassium ion transport
Cellular component (GO): voltage-gated potassium channel complex; membrane; juxtaparanode region of axon
Molecular function (GO): transmembrane transporter binding; potassium channel regulator activity; voltage-gated potassium channel activity
Source: RefSeq, a predicted model, not a curated record
AACGUCUGAUAACAGGCCUGCGAGCCUGGCUGAGGACACACCCUGUUGCUGACAAGGGCCAGCAGUAGCUGCAUUUGCCGAUACCUGGCUGCGGCUUGUGGUCAAGAAGACAAUGCAGAGGGAUUGUACCAGGACCUUGUUACUGCUUAUCCCCCUGGCUUGGGCUUCCGGCUAGGAGAUGGGUUGGGAACUGUUGGGAUUAUCUAAUUUGUUUAUAACUGUUAAAGUUGCUGCACCAAGGGUACUUGCAACUUUUCUUUCUGGCAGCGCUAACAAAGGAAUCCUCAGUUAAGCAAAGUGUGAGAGUGUCCACCGAGGGCUAGACCCUGAAGAGCCCAUGCCUGGAGCACCUCCAGCAUGUGCACCCAGCGUACUGCCAGACACCUACGAGCUGGUGUAGCACAGCACUCACCACAACAACUUGCCGUGGGGUUGGGUGCAAUAGACUGAACAUCUGUACAACCUGCUGUGAGUGAGGUCUCAUUUUUAUUUUUGCAUCUCCAGGAGUUUAAGGCUGGAACGUGAUUUAUGGGCGGAGCUUGGGAAAGUACCACUGCUUAUUUUUUCCAGUUCGACAUGCCAGGUAAAAGGGACACCGUACUGUUCUCCUCUGCCUGCACCAUCUACCACUGCUGCUUCUACUACUUUCACUCAUCUUUUGAAUCCAGAUUUGAAGAGUCGUUUAGCAGCAUUUGGGACUAAAAUCGCCAGCCAUUCAGUGUCCUAUAGCCCUGUUCUCAGAGUCUGAGAAGGUCUGAGUACGCUCUAAGAUUUGGAUUGUGAAUAAAGAUUCAUUGCGGGAGCAAUGCAAGUUUCCAUAGCUUGUACAGAACAUAACUUGAAGAAUCGAAAUGGUGAAGACAGGCUUAUCAGCAAACAGAACACCACUACCCCAAACGUAGUGAAUGCAGCCCGGGCAAAAUUCCGGACGGUGGCUAUUAUUGCUCGCAGUUUGGGGACAUUUACCCCUCAGCACCAUAUCUCUUUAAAAGAAUCAACUGCAAAGCAGACUGGCAUGAAAUAUAGAAAUCUUGGGAAAUCUGGACUAAGAGUUUCAUGCCUGGGCCUUGGGACAUGGGUCACAUUUGGAGGUCAAAUUUCAGAUGACGUUGCUGAACAGCUAAUGACAAUCGCUUAUGAGAGUGGAGUAAAUCUGUUUGAUACAGCGGAGGUGUACGCAGCUGGAAAGGCUGAGGUGAUUCUGGGAAGCAUAAUCAAAAAGAAGGGCUGGAGGAGGUCCAGUCUGGUCAUAACAACAAAACUCUACUGGGGUGGAAAAGCUGAAACAGAAAGGGGACUUUCAAGAAAACACAUCAUUGAAGGAUUAAAGGCUUCUCUCCAGAGACUGCAGCUCGAGUAUGUGGAUGUUGUCUUUGCAAAUCGACCAGACAAUAAUACCCCCAUGGAAGAAAUUGUCCGAGCAAUGACACAUGUGAUAAACCAGGGGAUGGCAAUGUACUGGGGAACCUCACGCUGGAGUGCUAUGGAGAUCAUGGAAGCCUAUUCUGUAGCAAGACAGUUUAAUAUGAUUCCACCAGUAUGUGAACAGGCUGAAUAUCAUCUUUUCCAGCGAGAGAAAGUGGAGGUUCAACUGCCAGAAUUGUACCACAAAAUAGGGGUUGGAGCAAUGACAUGGUCUCCACUUGCCUGCGGGAUCAUCUCCGGGAAAUAUGGAAAUGGGGUUCCUGAAAGCUCCAGGGCUUCACUGAAGUGCUACCAGUGGCUAAAGGAAAAAAUUGUAAGUGAAGAAGGAAGAAAACAGCAAAUAAAGCUGAAAGACCUUUCCCCAAUUGCAGAUCGUCUUGGAUGCACACUACCUCAGCUAGCAGUUGCAUGGUGCCUGCGAAAUGAAGGUGUGAGUUCUGUUCUUCUAGGAUCUUCCAAUCCAGAGCAACUGAUAGAAAAUCUUGGAGCCAUUCAGGUUCUUCCAAAGAUGACAUCACACGUUGUAAGUGAAAUAGAUAAUAUUCUAGGGAAUAAGCCCAUCAGCAAGAAGGACUACCGAUCAUAAUGCAAUGCAUGGUUACACAGGACUGCAUGGUUAAAAUAGUGCUCUGUAUAUAGUACAGUACUGAAUUAAUAUCCAGUCAUUAGAAUCAUGCAGCAGCUUGCUGCUUAGUCUCUAUUGUUACUGGAUUUUUCAAGGUGUGUGCUGUUGCUACCAAUCUGCAGUAAAAUUCAAAAGCACAGUUGAUCUCUCAUACAACUGAGAAUAUUCUUUGUAUUUUCUUAUCUCUGACUAAAGUCAUUGACUCUUACUUUUCUCUUAGCACCUCAUGCUUAUGCAGUAAAAUACACAUAUCAAGCAAAAAACAAAAUACAAAAACUAUUUAUAUCCUUUAGGUACUUGGUAAUUAAAGAAGGAUGUACAGAUAUAUUUUUUCAAUGAACAAAAACAAAACUUACGGUUUUAGUAAAGACGCAUUCUAAGAAAUUUCAACUAUAAAAGUUCUUCAGCUAGAUCAUCGAAUGAGCGAGUUCAAAAUUUUCAAAUGCAAUUUUUAUAUAGGCUUUAGGCUGUAGCUGAAAAAGGACCUUACAGUAAAAAGUCAGAAAAUUAAUUACCACAUGGUUCAGCUUCUAAAUAGUUCAGUUAAGAAUUUUGCAUAUUGAGUGUGCUCAGCUGUUCAUUAUAUAAUUCACAGUUGCUGUAAAAUAUCAGAAAACCAGAUAUUUGUUUUGGUGAAAAGGUUACAUUUGCUCUGACUGUAUCCUGGAAAUCAGCCAUAAGUAGUAUUUUUGACAAGGUAUUUUUAAACAAUGAGUUUUGUGAAAGUGUUUCAUCCUUAGACAGGAAACACUGGUACAUUUAUCAGUUAAUCUGCCCAUUUUAAGAACAGCUUCAUAUAGUAACCUCACUUUGCUUUGUAAAAUGCAUUUACUAUAACUUCAGUAAGUGUAUUUCACACAUGUAUUGCAUACAUAUGCACUUCCUAAAGAGUACAGUAAUGUAUAGUACAUAUAGGGCCAUUGUAUACCAUAUUUCCUAACUUCAUAACAUAGGAGGGUUGCACACAUUUUCCAGAUGACACAUGAACAGAACAUAGAUACUGAUAUUUUUAAAGUUAAAAUGUUUUUCUUCUAUUUCAUCCAAUGAUGUAUGGUAUGUGUAAAUGAACUUAGGUUCUGUAUAUUAGAACUGCAAUCUAACUUCUGCUUGUACACAAUAAAAGCAUUUUGUGCAUCUAA